Messenger RNA from Betta splendens (Siamese fighting fish), 7347 nucleotides. It is a transcript of the gene abca5, whose product is annotated as ATP-binding cassette, sub-family A (ABC1), member 5. Gene Ontology annotation, molecular function: ATP binding; lipid carrier activity; ABC-type transporter activity. Bases 144 to 5189 code for a protein of 1681 amino acids. NCBI's taxonomy places the organism in Eukaryota, Metazoa, Chordata, Actinopteri, Anabantiformes, Osphronemidae. The record is from RefSeq and is a predicted model, not a curated record. The transcript has 37 exons. Gene Ontology annotation, cellular component: intracellular membrane-bounded organelle; membrane. Gene Ontology annotation, biological process: lipid transport; transmembrane transport.
ACAUCACUUUCGCUGCGACUAGUACAGGACAGAAGGAAGUAACGAAGAAACGAACUAGGGGCUCGUUUCCGACGGUUUAGUGGACAUAAAACCAUAUGUAAUGUAAGGCCGUUAAAUCACACAUUGGGAAAAGAUAUGCGUUAAUGUAUUUGAUCCCUGAGGCCAGCAUUAGAGAGACUGCUUCUCGUCCACACUUCAUCCAGAUGAGGCAUGCUGCAAGUAUGCAGCCAGUGUACAGAAGAGAUGCCGGAGUCUGGCACCAAACAAAAAGUCUUCUCUACAAGAAUCUGCUCAUCAAAUGGAGGACCAAGCAACAGAGUCUUCAGGAAUUGAUCCUCCCUCUGCUUCUACUGGGUCUCCUGAUACUCAUCAGUACUUUAAACCCUCACGUUUAUUAUGAAGGCAUCAGCACAAUGGAACUGGACCAGGAUGACUAUUUCUUUAAGGGCCUAGGAUACACACCGAUCAACAACAUCACUAACCACAUCAUGGAAGAGGUGGCACAGGAGAUGCAUAUGCAGGAUCAUCUGGAGACCUUUACCAGUGAGGAGGACCUGGAGAAUGCCAGCCUGUACGAGCCUUCCAGCUACAUUGGUGUUGUGUUCAUGGACAGCUCUGCCAUGUCUUACAGGAUACGUUUUCCACACAACCAGCUACCCCCACCCAGCGAUUACACAGAAUCUAUUGCCAGCUGUUUCCCUGGCUUGGCCAACUGCAAAGCAGCUAAUUACUGGUACUCUGGCUUCACCCGCCUCCAGUCUCUGAUUGAUGCAGCCAUCAUUCAGAUGCAGACAAAGCGCUCAGUGCGGAGUGAGAUGGACCUGAAAGUGGUAAUGAUGGGCCAGGAAGGUUCUGUAGAGGUGCAGAAAUUCCCCCACGCGCUAAUCUCCAUCUACCUGGUUCUGGCCUUCACACCCUUCGUUACCUUCCUUAUCGUCAACGUGGCAGCUGAGAAAGAACAUCGUCUCAAAGACACCAUGACUAUGAUGGGACUCUAUGACUCUGCUUUCUGGUUGUCUUGGGGUCUCCUGUAUGCUGCUCUGGUCACCACGAUGUCCAUUCUGAUGUCCAUCAUCGCUACGUGCACGGCACUGUUCCCACAUAGUGACUUCUUUGUCAUCUUCUGCCUCAUCUUCCUUUAUGGAAUAUCAUCUAUCUUUUUUUCCUUCAUGCUGACUCCAUUAUUCAAGAAGCCCAAGUUUGCCAGCACUGUGGGCUCCAUGCUGACGGUGCUGUUUGGCUGCCUGUCACUGUUCACUGUACUGAUGAGGGACUUCCCCCAGCUGCUGGUCUGGCUCCUCUGCCUGCUGUCCCCCAGUGCCUUCUCAAUUGGGAUUGCACAGGUGGUUUACCUGGAGGCCCAGGAAGAUGGUGCUGUCUUCUCGACGCUGGCCAAAGGCCCUCAUCCUCUUUAUGUGCCCAUGAUCAUGCUGGUUGUAGACUGUAUCCUCUACCUACUGCUGGCUGUCUACCUGGACCAGGUCCUGCCUGGUGAGUUUGGUUUGAGGAGAUCCUUGGUUUACUUUCUCAAGCCCUCCUAUUGGUCCAAAGACCGAAAGCGCUACGUUGAAGUGAGCUCGGUGUAUGACGCAGAGAUAAAUGGAACUUCUGGUGUGGGCGAGUCUGUCGAACCUGUUUCACCUGAGUUCAGAGGAAAAGAAGCUAUUCGCAUCAAUAACAUCUGGAAAGUGUACAAAGACAAGGAUAAUGUGGUCGAGGCUCUGAGAGGUUUGACAUUUGACAUUUAUGAGGGCCAGAUCACCGCCCUGUUGGGGCACAGCGGGGCUGGGAAGUCCACUCUCAUGAACGUCCUGUGUGGCAUCUGCCCACCGACUGACGGCGUGGCCACCAUCUAUGGUUCGCCCGUUGCAGAAAUUGCUGACGGUUCCGAAAUGAAGCAGCUGGUGGGAAUCUGCCCCCAGUUCAACAUCAUCUUUGAUGUGCUCACAGUAGAGGAGCACCUGAGGAUAUUUGCUGCCAUCAAAGGGAUCUUGCCAGCAGACACUGACACAGAGGUUACCAAAGUACUCAAGGAUCUGGACUUGGAAAAGAUUAUGAGUGCCCAGGCCAAAAACCUGAGCGGAGGCCAGAAGAGGAAGCUGUCUGUGGGCAUCGCUAUCCUAGGUGAUCCCAAGAUUCUUCUCCUGGACGAGCCCACAGCGGGCAUGGACCCCUGCUCCAGACACCAGGUGUGGUCGCUGCUGAAAGCUCGCAGAGCUGGAAGAGUGACUGUCCUCAGCACUCACUACAUGGACGAGGCUGACAUUCUAGCUGAUCGCAAAGCCGUGAUCUCUCAAGGACAGUUGAAUUGUGUUGGCUCUUCAAUGUAUCUCAAGAUCAAGUGUGGUGUUGGAUAUCAUCUUAGGAUGUCUAUUAAUGAAAAAUGUGAUACUGAAAACAUCACAGUGCUGGUCAAGCAGCACGUUCCUAAAGCCAAACUGUCUCGACAACACGAGGCAGAGCUGAACUUCACGCUGCCCUUUGAGAGCAUGGACACAUUUGCAGGUUUGUUCUCGGAGAUGGACGGUCAGCCCCAUCUGGGAAUUAUCAACUAUGGCGUUUCCAUGACAACUCUGGAGGAUGUUUUUCUUCGUUUGGAGGCAGAGGCUGAAGUGGACCAAGCUGAUUACAGUGUGUUCAAUCGGGAGCAGGAUGAUGACGAUGGCGACAACAACUCUGUGGACGACACAGACCAGAGGCUGCUGACCUUCUCAGACAACAAGUCGGACGUGGUGUCGGGUCACGCUCUGUGGAGGCAGCAGUUUAGCACCGUGGCCUGGCUGCAUAUGCUCAACAUGUUCAGGGAGAAGAAGGCCUUCAUUUACACCCUGGCCUUGUUCCUGGUGUUUGUUGCUGCGGUGAUUGUCCUGUCUCUGGCCACAGGAAACAUCCAGAUUCACUCAACAGACCGUCAGAUUCUGCCCAUUUACCUCCUCAAACGGAACCAAGCCCCUCAGAGAUACGCCACCAGCCUCUUGGUUCAGAACUCCUCAGGUACUGAUAUUUCUGACUUUGUCCACAACCUGGAGUCUCAGGACAUCAAGGUAGAAAUGAUGAAACACAGCGACUACAUGUCUGCAGCGCCACACAGCGCCGCGUUCAACGUAACAGGAACCAGCAAGGGUUUCAAGUACAACAUUGCGUUCAACAGCACCACAGUGCAUUCACUGCCUAUGGCCGUCAAUGUGCUGAGCAACGCUCUGCUGAGAGGCCUGAAUGGUUCAGGGCAGAUCAGAACCUGGACCAAACCCUUUGAUUAUCAAAUGCCAGAUUCUACGUCCUACGCUCUGGUGUACAUAGAGGCCAUCAUACUGGGGAUGCUGGCCGCUGGAAUGCCUGCAUACUUCGCAAUGGACCACACUCGCGAUCGAGAGCUCAAGUGUCGCUCGACCCUGCGCGUCUCGGGUCUGCUUCCCUCAGCGUACUGGUGCGGCCAGGCAGCGGUGGACAUCCCCUUCUACUACCUCAUCCUGUCCUCCAUGACCAUUAUCCUUUUCUCCUUCCACACUGGAAACCUGCUCACCUCCAGCAACCUAACCGCCGUGGUUCUGUGUACUGUUGGAUUUGCUCCAGCCAUGAUCCUCUUCACUUACGUGGUUUCCUUUGGCUUCACCAGAGUCCAGAGCAACAGGGACUUCUUCUCUGUCAUCUCUAUGAUGGUGUGUGUGGUGUCAGCGUCACUGGUCCAGUUGUCUUCUGUGAAUGACAUCCCUGCUCUAAACAGAUACCUCCACAAUUUCCUGUGUUUCUUCAACCCUCUGUACCCUCUGAUGGGCUGCCUCAACUGCAUCACCAAGGCCACGUUCCUCCCUUCGCUCUACGAGGACAAUUUCUUGGGGAAGAAGCUGCUCAUUGCGGUUGUAGCUCCCUAUCUCCAGUGUAUCCUGCUGCUCUGCCUGCUCCGCUGGCUGGAAUACCGGUACGGCAGGAGGACGAUGACCAAGGAUCAGUUCUGCAGGAUGUCAUCCAAGUCGAAGCCCAAAUUAGAGAGGAACCAGGAAGAAGGUCUGAAUGAGGAUGAGGAUGUCCAGAUGGAGAGGGCCAGGGUCAAGGAGGCUCUCACCUGCCAGUCCUGUGAGGAGAAACCCGUGGUGGUUGUGGAUAACCUGAGGAAACAGUAUAAAGGAAAACGAGAAGGUUUUUCACUCAACAAGACUCGAAAAGUGGCUGCAAAAAACAUCUCCUUCUGCGUCCGUAAAGGUGAGGUUCUUGGACUGUUGGGCCCCAACGGAGCAGGAAAGACCACGGUCAUGCAUAUGUUGGCAGGUGACACGGACCCGACCGCAGGCCAGGUUCUGAUGGGGGAUUACAGCACAGAGUUUCAUCCAGUGGACAAUCCUCUGGAGCACGUGGGCUACUGUCCUCAGGUCAGUCCUCUGUGGCCCAGGGUCACCCUGCAGGAGCAUCUGGAGAUCUACGCCGCCAUCAAAGGUCUGAAAGGACAGGACGUACCAGGGAUCAUCAAACGUGUGGUGAGUGCUCUGGAGCUGAAGGAGCACCUCCACAAACAAGCCAAGAGCCUUUCAGCUGGACUCAAGAGGAAGCUGUGCUUUGCCCUGAGCAUGAUUGGGAACCCUCAGAUUGUCCUGCUGGAUGAGCCGUCAUCAGGGAUGGACCCAAAGUCUAAACAGCGCAUGUGGAGAGCCAUACGUGCUGCCUUCAAGAACCACCAGCGAGGAGCCAUUCUCACCACACACUACAUGGAGGAGGCCGAGGCCGUGUGCGACCGUGUAGCUAUCAUGGUUUCUGGACAGCUGAGAUGUAUCGGCUCCAUACAACAUUUGAAAGGAAAAUAUGGUCGAGGUUACAGUUUGGAGGUGAAGCUCAGGGAGGAGCUGACGGGCCUCCAGCAGGUGGCGCUGCUUCACAAAGAGAUCCUGCGCAUCUUUCCUCACGCUGCACGGCAGGAGAGCUUUGCUACUCUGAUGGUUUACAAGAUCCCCAUGGGCGAUGUGGGAUCUCUGGCCAAGUCUUUCGCUCAGCUUGAACGUGCCAAGCAAACGUUCAACUUUGAAGAGUACAACUUCUCCCAGUCGACCUUAGAGCAGGUGUUCAUGGAGUUUGCCAAGGAGCAGGAGAACGAGGACGAUGAGGUGGGCCCUCUCAGCACAACCUUCCAGUGGCAGCGGCUACGCCAGGACGGCUCCGUGUCCGUCAACCACACCGACAGCAUCGUGCAUCAGCUCUGAGGCCGGCUGGUGACCGACCAGGAACCUGUGUGGACCUGCCGGGCUCCAGCGCCUGCACUCGCCUGCUCCGUGCAACCCCACGCCCGCCUCCCUAAGGGACUGAGACAGGUUUGGGUGGGGGCUCACAUACACUGGGGACGAGUGAGGCUCCCGUGGGUCUGAGGUGAGCAUGUGUGGAACACUCCGUGUUUUUGAACGGACCGAGGGGCCUGCGGCGCGACAACUACUUCCCUUUCUAACAGUGUUUUGUAUCUUCACAGGGAGAAAUAUAUAUAAAUAUAUAAUAUGAUAUUUAUUCUUUGUAUCCUUCCAUCUGCUCUCCUCUGCGGGGAAGCUUUAUAGUACGUGUUUGCUCGUCUUUUCAGAAGUUCUUGUCUGUUGUGUUUGUGAACCUGAAUUUUUUAAACACUACCAGAACUGGAAUCCAUCCACAGUUGUACCAAAGCAGCACAACUCUGAACCACACACCACCACACCUCAUCACACAUUGACACUAAGAUGUAUUUUUGUUUUUAGUGUCUGUAGCAUGCGCAUAAAUGGUUCUAUUAUUGAUGUGGGGCCGUGGCCUGUUUGCUUGCACUGAAGUAAAGGCGUUGGAGCUCUCCACAGAGCCUUUAGUCUUUUCCUACCGUCAGAGCUUCGUCAGUCUUCAUUUCUCACCAGAAUGCACGUCCACGUCCACUGUUUCAGCAGGCAGACGUUGGCUGACAGAUGUUGGGAUGAAGCUUUUGGAUCGGUGAUCUUUGCCCGUGGCCUUUGUCUCGACAGGUUUAGCUUUGAACUCAAACUCGUAUCGUGGGAAUGUAGUGUAGAAUAUGCACAUCAGUAUAUGUAGCACACUGCCGUUGUCUGACGCUGACUGGCCUGUGGUGACGAGAAGCUCGACGCUCAGAUUGAUAUGCUCUUCAUCCUUUUUUUUAGCUGGACUUUGAGAUUUUAAGGAAAUAGGAUUUGAAUGUACGUUGGGCAGUUUGUAAGUCUGCAGCAAAGCUCCUCACGUGUUUCCUAUAUAACCUGUUUGGUGUGUCUGUGUUCAUUGUUGUGUAUGUGUAGCUGCAGCUGCUUUUGUGUAAUUAAUUGUAUUUGUAUAAGCUGGUGCAUUGUUGGUGCUGUCAGCAAACCAAUAAAUUGUAAUUUCUUCAUGAAAUUCAGGUGAGAGGAGGAUGAGGUCAAAGGGAAACAGAACUGACUUUAUUCAGUAGAGAGGAGGGUGUGAUGCUCGUUUAACUUCCUCUGUCAGGUUUUAUUUGACAGUGCUGCUGUGCUUUUUUCUUCAACUACCUAAAGUUCACUCUAAAGACCUGUGAAUAACACAAUUCGAUACAUUUGUCUGACAUCAUAAGCUUCAAUGCGUAACUACUGUACGACAAACUGAUCGAAAGCCAAAAAUCUUGUAAUUGGCCUGGGUUUGUGAAAAGUGCUGCUGCCUUAAGGACGCCAGGAGCACGGCCAGUGCUUGCUGUACACGAACACUAACUUCAGCCUGUUUAAUGGAGCUAAAGCAGGUUAGAACAGAUGGAAGGAGCACGCUGAUUAUGACCUCUUUCGCUUUCCGUGCAAAUCCACAACUUGAACAGUGAGGAACUAUUGAGGCUCUGUCUCUGCACUGUUGGUCGUUUUUUAAUGUUUCAAUGCAUUUCUACUCAGACUUUCUUUUUGUACACAUGUAGCCUUGUUGGACAGGAAAAAAACACUGGCUCUGCUUUAUCUGACACAUGUGGCGAGGAUGGCUGGGUUUUAUGAUGUUUCUUAUAUUCACUGUAUAUUUUAUAAGUGCAAUGUAGAGAGCAGUGAACUGGAGCAUCCAUGUGUGUUCUGUGGGUUUCACUGUGUCAGUAACAUGUAGCCAUCAGCUUGUUUUGCACUUUUCUUAUUCAGCUCUCCGUCCUGAACAAAAGAAAAUGUGUUUGGGAUGAUUUCCUUUCAUUUCUUUGGCUCUGUGGAAAACACAGGAUUGGAGCAGUUGGUGAUGAAAGUGGAGCAGGUUUCAUUUGAUUUUCCUGGUGGUGGUAAACUUGCACUAUAGAAUGCACUGAUUUCAUUUUUAACGACUGUGGUUUAGCUGUGUGCUGUAUUCUUCUCCUGUAUCUGGGUGGACACCUGCCAUUAAAGAACGUGGUCUCUACACGGCCCUGAAUAAAUGUUAAUGUUGAUCCAA